Messenger RNA from Nyctereutes procyonoides (raccoon dog), 4032 nucleotides. It is a transcript of the gene RFC1, whose product is annotated as replication factor C subunit 1. Gene Ontology annotation, biological process: DNA replication; DNA repair. NCBI's taxonomy places the organism in Eukaryota, Metazoa, Chordata, Mammalia, Carnivora, Canidae. Gene Ontology annotation, molecular function: DNA clamp loader activity; ATP binding; DNA binding. The record is from RefSeq and is a predicted model, not a curated record. The coding region runs from base 109 to 3567 and encodes 1152 amino acids. Gene Ontology annotation, cellular component: nucleus; DNA replication factor C complex. The transcript has 25 exons.
UCUUUCCACUUCGCGGGAGAAGUUGUUGGCGCGAAUGGAUCCCGAGUCCCGGUAACGGAUUCCCCAGCCGACAGGCCCGCCGGCUCGCGCCUUAGUCCGUGGGCUGCGAUGGAUAUUCGGAAAUUCUUUGGGGUUAUACCAAGUGGAAAGAAACCUGUAACCGAAACAGUAAAGAAGAAUGAGAAAACAAAGUCUGCUGAAGAAACUUUAAAAUCAAAGAAAGGAAUAAAGGAAAUUAAGGUAAAUAGUUCUUGUAAAGAAGAUGACUCUAAACAGAAGCAACCAAACAAGAAAAAGAGGAUCAUCUAUGAUUCAGAUUCAGAAUCAGAGGAGACAGUGCAGAUUAAAAAUGCCAAAAAGCAACCAGAAAAAUUGCCAUUGGCCUCUAAACCUGGUAAAAUUCUACGCCAGGAUCCUGUUACAUAUAUUUCAGAAACAGAUGAAGAAGAUGACUUUAUGUGUAAGAAGGCAGCUUCUAAAUCAAAAGAGAAUGGAGGAUCUACACAUAGUUAUCUUGGGACAUCAAACAUGAAAAAGAAUGAAGAAAACACUAAGACCAAGAAUAAACCUUUAUCACCAAUAAAACUUACCCCCACGUCAGUGCUUGAUUAUUUUGGAACUGGGAGUGUCCAAAGAUCAGAUAAGAAGAUGGUAGCAAGCAAAAGAAAAGAGCCUUCACAAAAUGCAGAUGAUUCCAGAUUAAAUGAUGAAGCCAUUGCCAAGCAAUUGCAACUUGAUGAGGAUGCAGAGUUGGAGAGACAACUGCAUGAAGAUGAAGAGUUUGCCAGAACAUUAGCUAUGUUGGAUGAAGAGCCCAAGACCAAAAAGGCUUGGAAGGACCCAGAGGAGCGAGAAACGUUUUCAUCUGUCCAAGCCAAUUUAAGUAAAGCAGGAAAACAUAAAUCUCCUCAUAAAGUAAAAACAGAACAAUUUUCAGAUGGCAGGAAGAACUGUAGUCCUAAGAAGCAAACUAAAUGUGAAAGUUUGAUAGGAUCUCAGCAACAUUUGAAGUCAUCACCUCACAAAAUAGAAACUUCUCCAAAAGCCAGUUCCAAGUUGGCCCUUUUGAAAAAAAAAGGAGAGAGUUCUUAUAAAGAAACAGAGCCUAUGACUUCAAAAAGAAAAAAUGCUGUUGAAUUAAAAGGACAGACAAAGACUCCUAAGAAACCCAAAAGUUCUCCAGCUAAAAAAGAGUCUAUAAGUCCUGAAGAUUCUGAGAAGAGACGCACAAAUUAUCAAGCUUAUCGAAGCUACUUAAAUCGAGAAGGCCCCAAAGCCCUGGGCUCCAAAGAAAUACCAAAGGGAGCUGAAAAUUGCUUGGAAGGCCUUACAUUUGUAAUCACAGGAGUGCUGGAGUCCAUCGAACGAGAUGAGGCCAAGUCUCUAAUUGAGCGUUAUGGGGGAAAAGUAACAGGAAAUGUCAGCAAGAAAACAAACUACCUUGUCAUGGGUCGUGAUAGUGGACAGUCCAAGAGUGAUAAGGCAGCAGCCUUGGGGACAAAUAUUAUUGAUGAAGAUGGCCUAUUAAAUCUGAUUCGAACCAUGCCAGGCAAGAAGUCUAAGUACGAAAUAGCAGUUGAAGCUGAGAUGAAGAAAGAAAAGUCCAAAUUGGAAAGAACACCUCAAAAAAAAGACCAAGGAAAAAGAAAAAUUAGCCCAACUAAGAAGGAAUCAGAAUCUAAAAGAAGUAGACUUACUCCCAAGAAGGACAGCUCUAUAAAGUCAGUAAAAAAGGAAACAAGUGUGCUUUGGAGAUGCCUGAACUUUGAGGAGCAGGUGGCUGAGGAGACAAAUGACGACAGCCGGGCUAGGAAUUUGGCCGGUGACAGCAGUGAAAACAAAGUGGAAAAUUUGCUCUGGGUGGAUAAAUAUAAGCCAACUUCUCUCAAGACCAUAAUUGGACAGCAAGGUGACCAGAGCUGUGCCAACAAGCUCCUACGCUGGCUCCAAAAUUGGCACAGGGGUCCCUCUGAAGACAAGAAACGCGCAGCAAAGUUUGGUAAGUUUGCUGGCAAAGAUGAUGGCUCUAGUUUUAAAGCAGCGCUGCUCUCAGGCCCUCCAGGUGUUGGCAAGACCACCACAGCUUCUUUGGUUUGUCAGGAAUUGGGAUAUAGCUACGUGGAACUGAAUGCGAGUGACACUCGGAGUAAGAAUAGUUUGAAGGAGGUUGUUGCUGAAUCACUGAAUAAUACCAGCAUCACAGGCUUUUAUUCAACUUCUCAACAUGGGUCAGAUGGAGCAGUCCAUUCAGUAGGCUCGAAACAUGCUCUUAUCAUGGAUGAAGUAGAUGGCAUGGCAGGCAAUGAGGACAGGGGAGGAAUUCAGGAAUUAAUUGGCCUGAUAAAACAUACAAAAAUUCCCAUUAUUUGCAUGUGCAAUGAUAGAAAUCAUCCUAAGAUUCGUUCUUUGGUUCAUUAUUGUUUUGAUCUUCGUUUUCAAAGACCUCGAGUUGAACAGAUUAAGGGUGCUAUGAUGUCUAUUGCAUUUAAAGAGGGUUUGAAGAUCCCGCCUCCGGCUAUGAAUGAAAUAAUUUUGGGAGCCAAUCAAGAUAUCAGACAGGUUUUACACAAUCUGAGUAUGUGGUGUGCACGCAGUAAGGCACUAACCUAUGACCAGGCCAAGGCUGAUUCUCAUAGAGCCAAAAAGGAUAUCAGACUGGGCCCGUUUGAUGUUGCCCGGAAAGUGUUUGCAGCUGGAGAGGAGACUGCUCACAUGUCACUUGUGGAUAAGUCAGAUCUCUUUUUUCAUGAUUAUUCAAUAGCACCCCUCUUCGUCCAGGAGAACUACUUACAUGUGAAACCUGUAGCUGCAGGGGGCGACAUGAAAAAGCACUUGAUGCUUUUAAGCAGAGCAGCAGAUAGCAUAUGUGAUGGUGACCUAGUGGACCGUCAGAUCCGGAGUAAGCAAAACUGGAGUCUUCUGCCUACACAGGCCAUUUAUGCCAGUGUUCUUCCUGGAGAGCUAAUGAGGGGGUACAUGACCCAGUUUCCUACUUUCCCAAGCUGGUUAGGGAAGCACUCAUCUACCGGCAAACACGAUCGUAUUGUACAGGAUCUAGCACUGCACAUGAGUCUCAGAACUUAUUCCAGCAAAAGGACUGUAAACAUGGAUUAUCUGUCACAUAUAAGGGAUGCACUUGUACAGCCCUUGACCUCACAAGGGGUAGAAGGAGUACAGGAUGUUAUUGCUCUUAUGGAUGCCUACUACUUGAUGAAAGAAGACUUCGAGAAUAUCAUGGAAAUUAGCAGCUGGGGAGGGAAACCUAGUCCCUUCUUCAAGCUGGAUCCCAAGGUGAAAGCAGCCUUCACAAGAACCUACAAUAAGGAAGUCCACCUUACUCCAUAUUCACUUCAAGCAGUAAAGACACCCAGACACAGCACAGGCCCGGCACUGGAUUCUGAAUACAAUGAAGAGUUAAUUGAAGAUGACUCUCAAUCUGAUGAGAAAGACCAAGACUCUAUGGAAACUGAUGGAAUGAUCAAGAAGAAGACAAAAUCUUCAAAGCCUUCAAAAUCAGAAAAAGAUAAGGAGUCCAGAAAAGGAAAAGGAAAAAGUUCAAAGAAAUGAAACUGUUUUUCACUACUGACAGCCACUUUUUACUCACCCUGUUGACCAGUCUAGCUUGUCUAGAUAAUGCCUUGUUUUUUCCAAAGGAAUCAUAUUUUAGCAUAAUGGGGCAACUCAGUUAUCCCAUUAUAAAUAAGUGGUGGUACAGCUAGAGGGAUGUAACCAGUAGGCUAACAUACACCUCUUAUAGAGGUUGAUAGGACUGCUUGGGUCCUCCACUGUCCCGUUAAUCUACUUGGAUUGUGCUUCAAAUUGACUGUGUAUAAUCCAAAACUACAUGUGGGCUUUGGAGUCAGAUUUUAGUCAACAAUAAUAUGCCUGGGAGCAUUGGUACUUAAGGCAACUUUUGUAGGCUUAAGAAUUUAUCCUAAUGGCCUUUAUAGGACCGGUGCUGAAUUUUUUUUUUAAAAGGUAGUUAUUAUUAAUGUGGUGAAAUUUUGUAAAUAAAUGCGCUAAUACAAAACA